CAAGUGGCCCAGCCGGGCAGGAUCCUCCCCCACCACAAGUUUUCCACCCCACUUUGACACCUUCUACACCCUGCAAAGCCCGAGGAGCCGUUCAAGGGAGAUCCGCGUUCCCGACUCCACCAGCUUUCAUUUUUUCGGAAGACGCGCUUGCGCUUCAUUGCACUGCGCGCGCUUCCCAGUUAUCACAUAUAAUCUAGCUUUAUUAUCCGUUCCCGUCGUUUUUAUUUCCAAGACCCGCAAUGGAUUGGCACGGCUUUCUCUGGUGACCUGAAGGACGUUUGCUGCUCUGCGGGACAGUGCGAAGCGCUCAUGGCAGCUGGAUGAAGUGCGCGCUCACAUGCGCUCCGCUCUCACUGCCGCUUCUUGCGGGAAUAUUAUUAUAAGCCAUGAUCCGCGCUGGGGCUCUUGCUCUGCUCUGUCGUCUGCACAAGGAUUGCAAGCAGCUCUGAGAAGACCUUCAGGAUCAGCAGCAGAUCAUGGGCCAUCUAGCUGCAGCCUUAACCCUGGUGGUCAUGGUGAUACUGCCAGAUGCAGGCUUCUCCUGCCCCCACCUGUGUGCCUGCUACCAGCCAACAGAAGUGCAUUGCACCUUCCGCUCCCUUCUCGCUGUGCCCAGGGGACUCCCCAAACACGUGGAGCGUAUAAAUCUCGGGUUCAACACCAUCAGCAAAAUCACAGAAAGUUCGUUUGCUGGAUUAAAAAAACUAGAGUUUCUGAUGAUGCACGGAAAUGAUGUGCAUGAUAUAUCCAGUGCUGCAUUCAGAGACCUCUCAUCACUGCAGGUACUGAAGAUGAGCUACAAUAAACUUAAAGUAAUCAGUGGGAAAAUGCUCCUUGGGCUCUCGGGACUGAUUCGGUUGUACCUAGACCAUAACCGCAUUGAAUUCAUCCAACCAGACGCCUUCCAGGGCAUGACAGCUCUGCGCCUGCUCCACCUGGAGGGGAACUACCUCCAGCAACUUCAUCCAUCCACCUUUGCCACCUUCUCGGUCCUGCAUUACUUUCACCUUUCAGGUCUCAAGCUGGUGCACCUCUCAGACAACGGCCUCACUACGUUGCCCAUCCAGCUGCUCAAGAGCAUGCCACAACUGGAGAGCGUGUUCUUGCAUGGAAAUCCCUGGACCUGUGAUUGCAGGUUGAAGUGGUUAUUAGAGUGGAGCACUCAUUCUCCAGGUGUGCUGAAAUGUAGAAAGGACAAAGCUUAUCCAAAAGGACAGUUGUGUCCAAUGUGCUCCUCUCCUGUACGCUUAAGGAGGAAAGAAAUUUCAGAGCUGGAGGACCUCACUUGCACAGCUCCAAACAUCAUCAUCCCUGAAAAGGAAGCAGUGGCAGAAGAAAAACAGACUGAACUUCUCCCAGUGAAGCAUUUCAGGGUUCCUUUUGGCAAUAUUACAUUGAACCUGACUGAUGAGAAUGGGAACAAAGUAGAUUUAGACUGUGAUAUCAGUGAGCCCACAGAAUCCAGUAAGAUCGCCUUUGAGAAUAUCAGCUCCCAGCAAAUUGCUGCUAACGUCUCCCUUUUUCUAGACGCUGAAUGCCCAGUUGAUCGGGAGAACUAUGAAAAACUGUGGAAACUCAUUGCAUACUACAGCGAAGUGCCUGUGCACUUGCAGAGGGAGAUCAUGUUGAGUAAAGAGCCCAAACUGAGCUACAGAUACAGGCAAGACACCGAGAAGGACGCUUAUUAUUACACAGGGGUGCGUGCUAAUAUUCUGUCAAAUCCUGCUUGGCUCAUGCAGUCGGUUGUCAAAAUUCAACUAAACAGGCCUCAGUCAUCACCUAAAAGUAUUAAGCUGAACAUGAGCACUCGCUUUACACAAACCUUGGAGACUGAGAUUGUGAGGAGGCAAAGAAGGGAAUGGGUCAUGAUAGAGCACAAAAACAGUACCAGGACUGCAGUGAGUAUUGCUGUGGGUGCUGUGAGUGAGAUGGAUUGUAGAGUGCUCAGUUCUGGGGACCCAUAUAUUCAGUGGAUGCUUCCAGAUGGCUCUAAAGUCACCGCAACAUAUAGCAGUACUGACAACCGAAUUUUUGUGUCCAGCACAGGAAAGCUGGUCAUCAAAAAUGUUAGGCACUCAGACUCUGGUAUAUACUACUGCAUUGCACAGGUGAAAGAUGAGCUUGAUGUUCUCCCUUUCCGUCUCUCUGUGGAAGAUUCUUCAGAUCCAUCUCCAGGGAGUGAGUUGGGUCCUCCUGUGAGCAAACUUGUGGGUGAAUCCAUUUCCCUACCUUGCGUCUCCUCUGGAACCCCAGAUGCACAUUUAAACUGGAUUCUGCCUGAUCAACAGCUUCUGAACCACAGCACUAACUCAUCCAGGGCUGUUGUGUAUUUGAAUGGCACUUUAUUUCUAGCUCAGAGUCAGCUGACUGACAGCGGAUAUUACAAAUGUGUGACUCUUAACCAGCAUGGCAUUGAUACAAUGGCUACAAAAGUAAUUAUAACAAGGAGACCUCUUGUCCGGCCACUAAGAAAGUUUCCCAUGAGGCCUCAGUCCGCUUCGGGUGUUUCUACUAGAAUAAAAGCCAUGAUGGAUGACAUUGAAGAGUCAUCUGGUGAUGACAGGGUCCAGGAGGAAGCAUCCUCUAAACAAAUCAACAACCUGAGUCAAAGGAGGGGCCAGAAAAGUAGCCCUCGAGGGAACCCACUGAUGAGCUCAGGGGGGCAGCCCCAUCGGCGGAGAAAACCUAUUCGCAAAGGUUCCCGUGUAGAUGAUAAAAAGAAUGUUACUGCGAUGAGAAGAAAGGUCAAUAUGUCAAGCAAAAAGAUAGACCCAGAGCAAUGGGCUAACAUUUUGGCAAAGAUUCGUAAUAAAAUCAAUGCAAAAACAACAACACCCAGUUCAGUUCAAACCUAUGCACCAGCAACAAAGAAGCAGUCAAAGGAGUCUGUAACAUCAAAGCCUGACUUGCCUGAAUCUUAUAGUAACUCAAGAGGCUCUUCCAUAGAUGACAUGAACCUGCAAGAGGAAGGCUUUUAUGUAAUCACUACAACACACAUUCCAUCCCAUCCUACAAGAGACCUCUUUGAAUCUGAGCCCUUUGAUUCCAAUGACCAGACUGAGAGAAUUUCCCAGAUACCCACAUCCAAAACCAACACUGAACCAGAUGCUGUCACUACCAGUAUUCAUAUUGCUCAGCCUACAUCUGGUCCACAGGAGUCUAGUCUUGGUACGUCAAACGCUGAGAGGGAAAACACUGAAAAUGGCUUAAACAUUUUAACUAGCACAUUGUAUAGUGUCACUUUUCAGGAAAGUAAAAGUACAACAACAGAAAAAAUCCCUGGCAUUAUUGUCUCUAAUGUUAUGGAAAGAUCUAACAACCUUCGUGGCUCAGAAGCAAAUAUUAAUAUCAGAACCACCGAAAGCUCUCAGAAAGGUGGAUUUUCCCACAAAAUUAGUGGGGAUUCUGAACCUCAUACACAUGGUUACAUGGAAGACCUUUUCAAAACUGCAGCUGAGUACGAAAUAAAAAAUCUCGUGACUGAGCAUUAUCCCAACGACUUAUUCAAGUUUCUAACAACUGCUUCUCCAGCUACAAAACCAGGUAUAAGUGGAAAUGCAGGUCCAGAAAUUCUCUCUAAGUCUAAAUCUUCUCAUCGCAGAACCUCAUGGAAUUUAAGAAGGAAGUCUUAUACUCGAAGAAAACCUAUCAGAAUAACAAUAGGGCCAAGUAACCCCCUGCAAAAUCCACUGUUCUCUACAGUUAGAUCAACCCUGUCUAGAGCACCCCUAUAUGAAAGUGAUCUUGUAGCAACAGCUGAGACAACCCCAACUUCACAUCUUCAGACAGAAUUAUCCUCAACGGUUGCAACAUCAGCUGCAGCUACUAUCACCUAUUAUUUCAACAAACACCAGGAGUCGUCUGGCAUUGUAAGUCUGACAGAUGAUACAGGAGCAGUUCUUCAAAACAAGCCUGAUGAAUUAUCCGAAAUGAAGAUCAGUUCCACUGUGAUGGAAGAAGUACAGGACUCCAGACUUACCACUCCCCCAAACUAUUUUUUUCAAAGUGCUUCAUUGGUUACACCAACAGCUUCCACAGUUUGGCUAAAUGAAAACCAGAAAAUAGAUGAAGCACCAACUGUAAAAUCUCUGGCCACAGCACCAAUCCAUGAGGCAGAAUCAUUAGUCACGGGUCAGGAGGUGUCUACAAACACAAGUCUUCUGACAAGCAGUUCCUUUGAGAGGAAUUAUGGUGAGACCACAGCAGGGGGCUUUACACCCUCAGUAAACCCAAGUGUGCCCACAUGGGAUUCUGACACAAGACUUGGAGGGAUGCCUGGUAAAAUUCCCACUUCAGAAGAAAUUACGCAUGAAUCUAAAGAUUCCGAGCAGACACCAGUAAGCAGGAACACUCAAAUCAUGAGGGGUGCUACAAAACAAAAUACCAAUGACAAAGCCCAGGAGGGAAAUGAAGCAUUGCUCUCAUUUCAGUUAGAACCAAAGAAACCAUUAAUACCAGGAUUUCCCAAUCUAGGAUUUAAUCAGGCAGAGACAACACUGACCUCCAAAAAACCCACCACUAUUUUUACAGAAUCACAAAACCUUCAGAAUAAUGCUUCUGGACAUCACACACACAUUGCAGAAAAUAAGGAAAUUGACAAAUCACCCCAGAUGCAUAGUUUUCCGUCAGCAGAAAGUAUUAUUACACCAACAAGUACAUCAACAAUUUCUACAACUACAGUGACCUCCGCAACAUCAGCUCAUCCUGCAUUAUGGUCAAACAUACCUUCGCCAGACUCACAAAAAAAUAAGGUAAACCCUGGCUCUUCCCAAAUUGGGAUUAAUUAUAUCCCUAACAGGAACAGUGGAAGAAUACCUGGAUCCAAUCAGAGGUACCCAUACAACACAAAUAUUAGAUAUCCUCCUGUUUUCAGAAGACCUCAUAUUAACAAGACACCUGAAAAGGUCAGACCACCUGUCAUUAAUCCCACAAAACUGUCAGUGGAAUCCAGACAGCAUUUAUUGAACAAUGUCAAGGCUACUGUUCCAAAAUCAGAGGUAAGAAAUACACCAACAGCUCCUUUUAAUGCCAGGAAGACAACAACCAGGGCUCCCACAGUUACCACAGCAUCAUCAUUACCAGAGAAAACCAUCUUUCAUUCUCAGAACCAUCUAGGACCUAAAACAGAGCCCAAGAAACCCUCUCAAAGUACUGAUGUCAUUCAGAGUGUGUCUCAUCAACAAAAACCACCAUCAGAAGAAACCGCCCUUCAUUCUCUGGAUGAGCAAAGGACCAAAGCAGAGACCAAUAAACUCUCCCUGAGUACUAAUGUUAUUCAGAAUGUGUCUCAUCAAGUAAAACCAUCAGCAAAACAAACAACUGUUAAUACUCUGGAUCAUCUGGAGACUAAAGCAGAGCCCAGGAAACCUUCUCAGAGUAUCGAUGUGAUUCAGAAUGUGUCUCAUCAACAAAAGCCAUCAUCCGAAGAAACUGCCCUUCAUUCUCAGGAUGGACAGAGUACUAUAGCAAAUCCCCAGAAACCCUCCCAAAGGAUUGAGAUUAUUCAUAAUGUAUCUCAUCAGCAAAAGCCAGCAUCAGAGGAAAUUAUUCAUCAUCCCCUUGAUGGGAUGGGGACUAAAGCAAAACCCCAGUACCCCUCCCAAAAUACAGACAUCAUUCCAAAUGUGUCUCAUCAACAAAAUUCAUCAUCAAAAGAAAUUGUCCUUCAUCCUCAGGAUGAGAUGAGAACUAAAUCACAGUCCUAUAAACCCUCCCAAAGUUCUGGUAUCAUUCAGAAUGUGUCUCACCAACAAAAGUCAUCAUCAGAAGAAACUAUCCGUGUUUCCCAGGAUGGGCUGAGAACUAAUGCCGAGUCCCAGAAACCUUCUCAAAGUACUGAUGUCACUCGCAAUGUGUCCCAACAACAAAAGCCAUCAUCUUCAGUGCCAUUCGAAAGGGGAAGGCCCAAAAUCACCACUACAAACCUUCACAUGAUUUCAGUAAAUGCUCAAACUGAUGCUUUUCUACCUUGUGACACUGUUGGAGACCCUAAACCUUUCCUGGCAUGGACAAAGAUUUCCACAGGAGUUAUCAUAACACCCAACACUAAGACGCAGAGGUUCGAGGUGAAGCCAAAUGGGACUUUUGUCAUUCGGAACGUGCAUCUUCUGGAUCGUGGACAGUACCUCUGCACAGCACAGAAUCAGUAUGGUGUGGACAAGAUGAUGGUCACGCUGGUUGUGUUGGCUCAGCAGCCCACGAUACUGACACCACGUCUUCACGAUGCCACAGUGCACCUGGGUAAUGACACGAGCUUCGACUGCCAAGUGCAAGGACUCCCUACCCCCCACAUUUCCUGGAUGCUGCCGAACGGGACCAUCCUGCGCUCUGUUUCGGCUGCCAAGCAGCACAUCAUGCUGCUACACAAUGGUACCCUCCGCAUCCACGGGGCCAGCUACCAGGACCGUGGCAUGUACAAAUGCAUCGCAAGCAAUUCAGCCGGUGCCGACGUCCUUUCUGUGCGCCUGCACAUCACUGCUUUGCCACCCGUCAUUCAGCAGCGGAGGGCAGAGAGCCUCACAUUCUCCGAGGGCCAAGCCAUCCACGUUGAUUGCACUGUAAAGGGCGCCCCCUUGCCCGUCAUCUACUGGGUCAUCCCAGAUGGCACACACCUCCGUCCGUCGCAGUUUGUGAAUGGCAAACUGUUUGUUUUCCCCAACGGCACAUUGUACAUCCGUAACCUCUCCACCAAAGACAGUGGCACCUACGAGUGCAAAGCCACCAAUGCGGUGGGGGUCGCCAAGAGGACCAUCAGCCUACUGGUGAAGGAGAGUAUCUCCACAGCAAAAAUAACCUCUAGCUCACCCAAGAAGACAGACGUCACCUAUGGGGGACAGCUGCACCUUGACUGCAUCGCCUCUGGGGAUCCAGGUCCUAGAAUCAUAUGGAGAAUCCCUUCCAAGAAACUGGUGGAUGCAGAUUACAGUUUUGACCCCAGGAUUAAAGUCUUCAGUAAUGGCACACUUACAGUCCAAGCAGUAACAGAGAAGGAUGAGGGAGACUACCUUUGCGUAGCCAGAAACAAAAUGGGCGAUGACUACGUCCUGCUGAAGGUCAGCGUCAUGAUGAAGCCGGCCAAGAUAGAGUUCAAACAGGUGGCCAGUCAGAAAGUGUCCUAUGGAGGAUCCCUGAAGGUUGACUGCAUUGCCUCCGGCCUUCCCGACCCUGAGAUCAGGUGGGGUCUGCCGGAUGGCACCAUGGUGGACAGCAUCACUCAGUCUGAUGACAGCGGUGUACGGACCAGGCGGUUUGUGGUUUUUGACAACGGGACCCUCUAUUUCAAUGAUGUGGGGAUGAAAGAGGAAGGAGACUACACAUGUUAUGCCGAGAACCAAAUUGGGAAGGACGAGAUGAAGAUCCAUGUGAAGAUAGUGGUGGAUCCCCCUGCCAUUAAAAACAAGACCUAUGAAACUCUUAGGGUGUCCUAUGGUGACUCUGUCUCGCUCAGGUGUCAUGCCAAAGGGGAGCCGCCACCAAGUGUCACAUGGUUCUCCCCGACUAAUCGUAUCAUCGCUCCAGCUUCAGACAAAUACCACAUUCACAAUGACGGCACACUAGUCAUUCAGAAAGCUCAGAGGUUUGACACUGGCAAUUAUACCUGUGUGGCUCGGAACACGAUCGGUCAGGACAAGAAUGUGGUCGGAGUUGAGGUCCUCGUUUCUUCACCAACCAUUAAUGGUCAGCAAGGUGUGGCGAGUACGGUCAGAGAGACCGGUUUCAGGGACCAGCGCAAGCUCCUGGACUGCAACGCCGAGGGAACACCCGCCCCACGGGUCAUGUGGGUCUUGCCUGAGAAUGUGGUGCUGCCUGCACCAUAUUAUGGCAGCAGGAUGAUGGUGCAUCGCAACGGUACGCUGGACAUCCGCUCCCUGAGGAAGACCGAUUCGGUGCAGCUGGUUUGUGUUGCACGCAAUGAAGGAGGGGAGGCCAGACUGGCAGUCCACCUGGAUGUUAGAGACACACUUGAAAAGCCGCAUCUCAGGAGCCCCCAGGCAGAGACACUUUCGCUGACCGUUGGCACCGCACUGACUGUGAACUGUUCGCUCGAGGGUCACCCGGCUCCACGGAUCACAUGGAUUCUUCCCAGUGGCACGCUGCUUCCUAGCGGUACACAGCUCUCCAGGUUCAUCCACAGGCCAGACGGGACCCUGUUCAUCAGCAAUCCGACAGAGUCCGAUGUUGGGACAUACCGCUGCAUGGGCACAAACCCAGCUGGGCAGGCAGAGCGGACAGUGACCCUGGAGCUGGCAAAAAGGGUCGAAGUCACCAACCGACACAGCUCUGUCAUAAGCAUCAUCAAUGGGGAGAAUCUCCAGCUCCACUGUUCAUCUGGUGGUGGCCCUCAGACCAAACUAUCUUGGACUUUGCCCAGUGGUGUGGUUUUGACCCGACCAGAGAGGAAUGGACGUUUCACUGUCCUGCCAAAUGGUACCCUCACUGUCCAGCAAGCAUCCGUGUACGACAGGGGGACAUACUCCUGUAGGUCGGAAAAUGAUAUCGGGACCUCUUUGCUCACAGUACCCGUGAUCGUGAUUGCAUACCCACCCCGAAUCACCAGUGGUCCUGCCCCCGUGACCUACGCUAGGGCCGGUGUGGCUAUCCAGCUGAACUGCAUGGCCACCGGCAUCCCACGAGCCGAGGUGAUCUGGGAGAUGCCCGACAAAAUGCAGCUAACAGCUACAAACAUGCCUAAGGUUUUCGGAAACAAGUACUUACACCCGCAGGGCUCACUAAUCAUACAGAACCCCUCCAGUCGAGACAUGGGUUAUUAUAAGUGCAUUGCCAAGAAUGUCAUAGGAACCGAUACUAAAACAACAUACUUACAUGUAUUCUGAUUAAGGACUCUAAUUUGAUUCUUGCCCAAGAAACUGCAUAGCUGAGUGCAGCAAAUACUGUUUAUGCAAAUGUAUUGGGGACUGAAGCACUCCACUUUUUGUAGAUAGUAUUGAUUUCUCAUUGUGAAGGAGAGGGAUCUCAAAGCUAUACUGUGUAUUCCAUGCUCUGAGUAGCAUCACGGAGACUGAGGCAUUGACAAAGUAAAUCAGCAGUUAUAAAUAUUGCGGUGGGCUUUUUUAGAUGUUCCCAAGGUCAGAAUUUUUAAAUAAACCUUGGACAUUGGUAUUAAUGGCAAUCCUCUACAUUGCAAUUAGUUUUAACUAGUGGGAAAACUUGGAAGAAUUUUAGACUGCACUUUGAGAACAAAAAAAAAUGGAAUGCAAAAAAACGAGAGCUUAGUAAACUAACGAAAAAUAAUAAGACUGGUUUAUUUGAAUGGUUAUCCCAGAAAAAGAGAUUUAAUUGCUUAGUUGGUAGCUAUUUAUUUGAAGGGUGAUCAGUGAAUCACUGAAAGUGUCAGUGGUUCUGUUUUUAUCUUGAAAGCUCCUGUCAAACUGCUUUGGUCAUUACAGACAUGCUGAUUUUUUGGAAAAGCUGUUAAGUGAAAUGAUGGUGCUGAGAGAAAAAAAAAAAAAUAUCUAACAAGACAUAACACUACACUGUUUUAUGGAUCUAAACAAGCACAGGUGUAACCAAAUGUGUGCUGUAAAUUAAACAUCGCAGAGGUCAAAACUUCACUUGCCUGAAUUUUUUGUGCAGCUCUUACCUUAUUUCUUCAAUGCCCCAGAGUGGACAUGUUGUCAGCUACUAAGUAUUGCUGUUGUCCCACUCACUAGAAGGGAAUUCUUAUUUUUAACAGUCAUAGUUGCAGUUUGCAUCUUGUUAUGAUUUAAAUUGUGUACUUCCAUGGCACUUAACUCGAGAACAGUAAGGUUUUGAAUAGCUUCAUAAUCUUGAUGAGCUUUUCUCUUGGUUAGACAGUUAACAUUUUCUGUGCUUUAUUCUGAUUUUCUGGCUCUAAAUUAUUUGUCUGGUAUAUUCUAAUAUCUGAUUUUUUUUUUUUUUUUUACGUGUUAAGUCUGUAUAAUGUACAGGCCUGUGACAAAAAUAUGUCUUGCUCUAGGAUACC
Molecule: messenger RNA, 9964 nt
Organism: Scleropages formosus (Asian bonytongue)
Lineage: Eukaryota; Metazoa; Chordata; Actinopteri; Osteoglossiformes; Osteoglossidae
Product: immunoglobulin superfamily member 10-like
Exons: 7
Coding region: 477-8834 (2785 amino acids)
Biological process (GO): dendrite self-avoidance; homophilic cell-cell adhesion; axon guidance
Cellular component (GO): axon; plasma membrane
Molecular function (GO): cell-cell adhesion mediator activity
Source: RefSeq, a predicted model, not a curated record